Messenger RNA from Monodelphis domestica (gray short-tailed opossum), 6297 nucleotides. RefSeq names its product zinc finger protein 90-like. The record is from RefSeq and is a predicted model, not a curated record. Gene Ontology annotation, biological process: regulation of transcription by RNA polymerase II. Lineage: Eukaryota; Metazoa; Chordata; Mammalia; Didelphimorphia; Didelphidae. Gene Ontology annotation, cellular component: nucleus. Gene Ontology annotation, molecular function: DNA-binding transcription activator activity, RNA polymerase II-specific; RNA polymerase II cis-regulatory region sequence-specific DNA binding.
GGCCCAGCUCCGCGGGGCUCCUCAGGGUCCGGGCGUUUGUGCAGGGAGGGGCCCCCGCAGCUCGAGCGGCCUUGGGCGAAGGCAGAAUGGCGCCGGCGCCGGGGCUCCUGCUGCCGCCCGGGGCUCUGCAGGAGCCGGUGACCUUCCGGGACGUGGCGGUGCUCUUCACGCGGGAGCAGUGGCGGCUCCUGGGCCCGGCCCAGAAGGAGCUGUACCGGGACGUGAUGCUGGAGAACUACCGGAACCUGCUGUGCCUGGGACUGGCCGCGUCCAAGCCCGAGGUGAUCCACCAGCUUGAGCGAGGGGAAGCUCCUUGGAGGCCAGAGGAGAGAGUUCCAAGGAGCAGCCAUCCAGAUGGGGAGGUGAGGCUUGAAAUCAAGGAGUCACCCCCAGAGCUGAACAUUUCUGUGGAGAAGUCAUCGGGCCAGGACAGAUUCAGGAGGCAUGACUCCAGCUGGAAAGAAGUCUGGGCAUGGGCCAGAUUAGGGGGGCACCAGUGCACUGAGGAGAGAAAUCCUCAGCCAGUAGUGAGGGGCCAGGAAUAUCAUGAUGAUGGCCAAAGCUGCAGGCCAGAACCAAAGCUUUUCCCACACCAGAGAGUAUCUAUGGAAAAGAAUUUCCACAGAUGUGAUACAGAAUAUAAUAGAAUCAACUCAAAGGAAAUGUCUUCUAGGUACAAUAAUUGUGGGGAUCCCUUCAAUUCUAAAUCUGAUUUUAUGUUAUAUUCUGGACAGCUAUCUCAUGAGCAUAAGGAAUGUAGGAAGAUCAUCAAACUCAGCCCACCCAUUAAUGUAAAUCCUCCAAGUGACAUUGAAGAGAAAACCCCUAAAUAUGAUGAAUUUGGGAAUACUUUCCCCUCAAACACACAAUCGAUUGAACACCAGAGAGUUCACACUGGAGACAAACUUUAUGAACAUAAUAAAUGUGGAAAGCCUUUAACCCCCAGUUCAUCUUUAAGUUCUUAUCAGAGAAUUUAUACUGGGGAGAAACCUUAUGAGUGUAAAGAAUGUGGGAAGACUUUUGGCCGCAGGAACCAGCUUACUGUACAUCAAAGAGUUCAUACUGGAGAAAAACCUUAUAAGUGUAAUGAGUGUGGGAAGGCUUUCUGUAUAAGAACAGAUCUUACUCAACAUCAGAGAAUUCAUACUGGAGAGAAGCCUUAUAAAUGCAAUCAGUGUGGGAAGGCCUUCCGUAUGAGCAAAGAUUGUACACGACACCAAAGAAUCCAUACUGGAGAGAAACCUUAUGAAUGUAAUGUAUGUGGGAAGGCCUUCAGUGGGAGAGAUCAACUUACUCGACAUCAGACUAUUCAUACUGGAGAGAAACCUUAUGAGUGCAAUGAAUGUGGGAAGGCCUUUGGUGGGAGAGGACAUCUUAUUCAACAUCACACAACUCACACUGGGGAGAAACCUUAUGAGUGCAAUGAAUGUGGGAAGGCUUUUAGCCGGAGAGGACAUCUUACUCGACAUCAAAGGAUUCAUACUGGAGAGAAACCUUAUGAAUGUACAGAAUGUGGGAGGGCAUUCAGCCGGAAAGGACAUCUUAUUGGACAUCAUAGAAUUCAUACUGGAGAGAAACCUUAUGAAUGUAAUGACUGUGGGAAGGCUUUCCGCUUAAAAGAUCACCUUAUUCAGCAUCAGAGAAGUCAUACUGGAAAGGAGCCUUAUGAAUGUAAAGAAUGUGGGAAGGUCUUCCGCCUGAGACAUCGCCUUAUUCAACAUCAGAGAAUUCAUAAUGGGGAGAAACCUUAUAAAUGUAAUGAAUGUGGGAAGGCUUUUGGCCACAGUACACAUCUUAUGAUGCAUCAGAGAAUUCAUACUGGAGAGAAACCUUAUGAAUGUAAAGAAUGUGGAAAGGCCUUCCGCCUCAGCAAAGAGUAUACAAGACACCAGAGAAUUCAUACUGGAGAGAAACCUUAUGAAUGUAAUCAAGUUGGGAAGGCCUUGAGUAGGAGAAGACAGCCUGCUGAACAACAGCAUGUUCAUCCUGGAAAGAAAACUUACAGUUCUAAUCAGUAUGAGGUCUUUAAAGAGAACAGUAUGAAUGAGAAAAUUCAUACUGGAGAGAAAACAUAUGGAUGUAAUGAAUAUGAGAGGGCCUUCAGCUAGAGAGGACACUUUUAACAUCAGAGAGUCAUAUUGGGUUGAAUUGAGUUUUGUUAUGUUUGAACAAAAAGCAUACCUGAUACCAUAUAAUCCAAAUACUGGAGAGAAACCUGCAAAAUGUAAUCAGUAUGAGAAGGCUUUCCUUUUGAACUCAUUUUAUUUCAACAUGAAUUCAUAGGGGAGAGACAUAAAGACUAAAGAGGAUGUUGGGCCUUUUAUUUCAAUAGAAAUCUUAUUAGACAUCAGAAUAUUCAUAUGGGAGAGAAAUGUUAUGAACAAAUAUGGGAAGGUCUUUCAUUUGAGAGAUUGCCUUCAGCUUGAGAAAAGUGAUACUGGAAUGAAACUUUGUUAAUUUAGUGAAUUGGCAAGCUCUUUGGCCUCAAACGGCAGAUUACUGAACAUCAGAGAAUUUAUACCACAGAGAAAUCUUAUAAAAAUCUAGGAAGGCUCCCAUAUGAACACAAAAUUUACUGUAUAUCAGAUAAUUCUUAUUAGAAACCUUAUAAAUGUGAUGACUUUGGGAAGGUUUCACCCUUAAAGGUCACCUUAUUUAAGCAUUUCCUACUAGAGAGGAACCUUGUGAAGAAUCUAUGUAGAAAGGGUUCCACCUGAGCACAGAAUUUACUCAACAUCAGAGAAUUCAUACCAGAAGAAACCUUAUGAAUGUGAUGGCUGUGGGAAGACCUGUAGAGACUGUUUAGCCUACCCUUGAGAAUUCAUACUCUGAAGAAAACUUAUGGAAGUAAUAUCAGAUGACCCACAAUUAGGAAAAAAAAAUACCUACCAAUAUAGCUGAAGGAAGCUACUGUACGGAGGAUUGUCUGAAUGGGCAGCUAGCCCAAUAGCAUGAAUGCCUAUAAUGGACAAAAACCUGGACAAAGAAGAAUUUUGCUGGAAUACAGAGUUUCCUUAACCUCACAGUAUUAGCUAGAAUGGCUUUGAGUAGAAUUUCAGCUUGAGUGUAUCCUUCAUUCAGCAUGAAGCAAUUUAUUUCAAACAAACAAACAUACAUCCUUACCUUCUGUCUUAGAAUUAAUACUGUGUAUUGGUUCUAAGGCAGAAGAGUGGUAAGGGCUACACUAUGGUGGUGAAGUGACUUGCCCAGGGUCACACAGCUAGGAAGUGUCUAAGGCAAGAUUGGAACCUAGGACCUCCCAUCUUUGGGCCUGGCUCUCAAUCCACUGAGCCACCCAGCUACCCCCAGCAAUUUGUUCUUGAUAAAACUUUUAUGAAUAACAAAUGUUUUAGAGAUGUUCCUCUUACCCAGGAGUUGUUUACCUUUUCUUAUGUCAUGGGUCACUGUUGGCUUCCUCGUUUUGGCCUACCAGCACGUAUUGACUCCAAUAGAGGGAGUCAUUUUACCAAUUCUGUCUUAAAUCAAAUAUAUUCUUGCUUGGGGAUAACUCCAAAAUUCCAUGUUCCAUAUCACCCCCAGAGCUCAGGCCAAGUGGAGAGGAUGAAUAAAGAACUUAAGACCGUGAUUGGCAAAUUAUGCACUGAGACCGAUUUAAAAUGGCCUGAAAUUCUCCCUCUGGCCCUAUUUUAUCUUAGAAGCAGGCCUAGAGGAGACUUACAUAUUUCACCAUUUGAGAUGCUUUUUGGACAUCCGCCUAUACAGGCUAAGCCUUUCUCCCCGGCUUAUACAUCGCUAUUAGGGGGAGAUAUUACUAUUGCUUCCUAUAUACAGGAGUUACAGCACAAACUACGUGAACUUCAUGAAUCCGGAGCUGCAGUACAAGCCAGACCAUUAGACUUUUCUCUGCAUGACCUGAACCCAGGAGAUAAAGUUUAUAUCAAGAAUUUCAAGCGAACUGGAGCAACUCAACCUUCAUGGGAAGGACCAUUCCAAAUAUUAUUAACUACUCCAACAUCUAUAAAGAUUGGAGAAAGAGACUCUUGGAUUCACUGCUCACAUGUGAAGAAAGCAUCUUCUGCUGAGACUGAUUGACUCUAUCCUAUCAUAUGAAUUGUGACUCUAUCUUAUCAUAUGAAUUGGAGAUAAUAAUCCAUAGGCCAAUGGAUGCUGUUUUUUUUUCAAGAAUAUAUUGAAUUACUGAUUUUUUUCUUAUUUUUUCUUAUUUCUUUUAUUUUUUGAUCAGAAUAUUUGAUUUUUUUCUCAUUUUUUGUACUGAAGGUACACAUAAUUAAUAUUAAUAUUAUUUUUCCCUGCAGUAAUACAAGUUAAUAUAUAUACUCUUGCUAUAAUAUCAAUAUAUGCCUAAAAGCUUUAAACUAUGGGAACCUGCCAUUUAUUGAUAAAAUAUUCUAGGACUGUGAUUAAUGUUUGUGUCUGAUUCCAGGAAAAGGGAUAAAAACAAGGAGCACAGACUAAACCUGAAUAGUGCCAAUAGAGCACACAAGAAAUAUUAAAGUGAGACUCGAGGUUGCGAUGCUUAACUUAUGUUUAAGUCGUAGGACUUCCUUGUAUCUACACUCUUUUCGAAGUACUCAAACAAGUACAAAGCUUGACUAUCAUGCUGGCUCCCUAUAUCCCUGAGGAAAAUAAAAUCAGACGAGGGAAUGACAUUUCCCCAUUAAAAUAGAAUUCUAAUUCUUUUCUUCUUAUAUUAUGGCAACUUCCUGUAGUCUUGGCUACAAAUGGCUAAGUGAAAUAUUACUGCAUUCUGUCCUACAUACUUGUGGGAUAGAAAUUACUUUAAACUGGACCUAUACAAGGUCUAUUUUGAAUUUUUCUUAUGUUUUUGAUUAUUUUUCUAUUCUUUUGAUAAUUGACACAUACACCCCCAUAACUGAACAUUGCAUUCUGAGCUAAACUUGAUAUAUUUUUUUAAUACUAACUUCAGGGGGGAUUGUAUUUUAAUUUAAAAUCUAAGAAUUUUUGAAUUUUUUUUUGUUUGAGAUUGUAUUUUUAUAAAAAUCCAAGAAUUUUGUUUAAGAUUUUACUUUUAUAAAAAAAUUCAAAGAUUUUGAUUCUGUUUGAGAAAAGAUCUUCAAGAAAGAAGCUUGAAACUUUUAUAUCCAGAGAAUGAACUGUUGCAGAAAGAUGCUGAAACCCUACACUUCAUCAAGAAAAUCAAGAAUGAACUUUGGAUGUGAUUGAUUGGACUGAACUUUUGAUUGAACAUUUAUUGUAACUGUACACAUUUAUGCCAAAAGGGACUGCCCCUAAUUUGGCUUUCUGUCAAUGCGCCUAGCAAACAUUGGUUUUGCUUUCUUUUCUUUUCUAUUUCCUCUCUCACUAUUCUAAUUUCUCUUAGAAAAUUGAAUACUGUGUAUAUCUUUAGUUAGAAGUGAAUUUAGAACUACAAAAUGAUUAUGUUAAAUGAUCAAUGGGGAGACUAGUCUCCCAAUGAUCAUCAGGGGGGAUUGUAAACCUUAAAAUUUCUUAGACUUAUAAAUGUUGGAAAUUUCACCAUUGGGAAAUUUCAUACUUGGAAAAUUUCUUACUGAUAGUGUAUUGGAAUGUGAACCCCAUUGGCAUGGGAGGUUCCUUCUCCUCCUUUCUUAAGUUUACUUUAGGACAGAAACCUUUUGCUGAACAAUGGAAAGGGCUUUGACCUAUGCUUAAGCACAGAACAGGAAUUUCUUUGAGUCAUGAUUGAUUUUAGAAUUGAUACAAUAGAGAUACUUGGAAUGACAGAAUCAGGUCUUGGAAAAUACAAUUUCCACCCCACUCAGUCCUAACAGGAUUUAGGAAGGGCUGCAGCAUAGAUCAAAAUUUAAUUAUUUGAGAAUAUGACCUCCAACAGACAUGUGCAAAGCCCAGACCUCUGGGCGGUCCUGGGUUAAGCUAGAGCCACCAUUGGCACAGGGAAAAUGAUGGACAGUGAUUGGUAGAUGUGAGAACUGAGGGGAGGGAACUUGGAUGGUUUCCUUAAAGAUAGAGGGGUCUGAGGACUGGGGGGUGGUUGGAGAGUUUUGGCUCUGAGUGGUUGGAGAGGUGCUCUGAGAAGCUUGCUCUGAAGGAAGCUGAAGGUGGGGGCCUCUGAGACUUUCUUCAUUUUGGUCACGUGAGUAAUAGGGACUGAUCUCUUUUCUUUGCCCCAGCUAUCUAAGGGCUUGGGCCUUUUGGCCCAGCCUAAACAGAGGGGGUAUUUAAGCCCUAUUCCCUUCUCUCCUCUCUCUCUCUCUCUCUCUCUCUCUCUCUCGCUCUCUCUCUCUCUCUCUCUCUCUCUCUCUAAUUCCUUUCUUCCUCCUGUCUGUAAUUAAACUCUAUAAAAGGUUGACGGCU